GCAGCCACCCCCCUGUCCGGGGAACAGGUCCACGGUGAAAGGCUCCCUGUACCCCACACUCACCUGUGGUGGGACCAGCCCUCCAGCCAGGGUCAGAAGUGGCAGAAGGGGGUGGCAGGGGCUGCUCCCCCGUGGCUCUCAGCCGAUGACCUCCAGAAGAUGCGGCUGCUGGCUGGUGGGCGAGUGGUCUCCAAAGUCCGUAUCCCCGCCCACGGGCAAGUCCUGCGCGUGGGGCUGCGGGCCACGGAGGAUGCUGAGGGGGAUGUCUUGCCAGACAACCCAGAGCUGGACUGCCAGGAUGGGCGUUGUGGGCUCAUCAAGCGCUCUAGGGACCUCUAUGAGGUGCUGGCGUUCCACCUGGACAGGGUGCUGGGGCUGAACCGCAGCCUGCCUGCCGUGGCCCGGCGCUUCACCAGCCACCUCCUGCCCUACAGCUACACCAAUGGCUCCCUGCGACCCAUCAUCUGGUGGGCACCUGACCUCCAGCACUUGGAGGAUGCCAACAAUGACCAGAACUCCUGCACUCUGGGGUGGCUGCAAUACCAGGAGAUGCUGCAGUCCCACGGACCAGUGCCUGCCACUGGGGAUGUUCCCUGCUCCAGCAUCCCACGUGAUGAGUGGAGCCGCCUGGCACUCUUCGACUUUCUCCUCCAGGUUCAUGACCGCCUGGAUCGCUAUUGCUGUGGGUUUCAACCUGAUCCCUCCGAGCCCUGCAUGGAGGAAAUGCUCCAUGAGAAGUGCCAAAACCCGACAGAGCUGGUCCUGGUUCACAUCUUGGUCCGGAGGAGCGCUCCGUCCCGACUGGUGUUCAUUGACAACGCGGGCAGGCCACAGCACCCUGAAGAGCAGCUCAACUUCAGGCUCCUGCAAGGCAUAGACAGCUUCCCAGCAGCAGCAGUAUCCACACUGCAGUCAGGCAGGUUGCAGAGCCUGCUGCUGGAGUCACUGCACAUGGACCAGGAGCUCUGGGAAAGCCAGGGAGGUGCUGAGGGCCUGAAACCCCUGCUUCAGACCAUCGACAGGCGAGCACACAUCCUGCUGCAGUACAUCCAGGAGCACAACCUGAUGGUGUUUGAGGACUUUCUGCACUGAACUGAUCUCUGGUGGCAUGGAUGCACUGGAGGAGACAGGAUCACAAGGCAUAGGAAAAAGGAGGAGAAGACAUCUUCCGAAACAACCCACAACUGCUUGAGAAAGGCAACAGUUAUCCAGUAAUGUUUCCAGCAUGGAUUUUCAAAAGGAGGUGAACACCUAUCAGAUUUUGGGGUACUUUCAUUCCCCAACCCUUGCAACUUUGAAAACUGGAGGUUUAGAUAUUUGAACACCCUAUGGGGACCCUGGGAAGGGUUAAAGAAGUGGUGAGAGGCACUGCUCAGGUAUGAGGGAAGUCUCUGGCAACCUUUCUAUAACUUGUACUGGGCUUCUUGAUGAUGUCUUCACUAUUUCCAAGACAUCACAGACAGAGAGGCUGGAGUAGCCUCUCUGGGGGAAAGCAGAGGGGAGCUUUCUAAGUGGAUUAAGCAGAGACAAGUAAUGUGAGCU
Messenger RNA from Dryobates pubescens (Downy woodpecker), 1542 nucleotides. It is a transcript of the gene GASK1A, whose product is annotated as golgi associated kinase 1A. The record is from RefSeq and is a predicted model, not a curated record. The transcript has 5 exons. Gene Ontology annotation, cellular component: Golgi apparatus. The annotation marks the transcript as partial. Lineage: Eukaryota; Metazoa; Chordata; Aves; Piciformes; Picidae.